Ilex paraguariensis (yerba mate) is the source of this 2210-nucleotide messenger RNA. The record is from the annotation of a GenBank genome assembly. Lineage: Eukaryota; Viridiplantae; Streptophyta; Magnoliopsida; Aquifoliales; Aquifoliaceae.
CUCACAAAGUCUUCAACCCCACCAAGCAACAAUUUACCAACCACUCUCUCUCUCUCUCUCUCUCUCUCUCUAUAGAUAUAUAUAUCCUCGGAAUACUCAAAUCCAGUAGGCCAAACAAGUUGAUUCAUUUUCUUCUCUUACCUUUCUGUAAAGUUAACCUUGAAAGAGGGGAAAUGGGUGAUGAACCAUCCACCACCAGCGCCGCCGCUAAUAAGGGUAGUGAAGGCGGUGAGGUGUUCCGAUUCAUGAUACAUGUGGUUCGUGGGCGAUGGUUCUCGCUUUUCGCCUCCUUUCUGAUCAUGGCUGGAGCUGGUGCUACGUAUCUCUUUGGAGUCUACUCCAAAGACAUAAAAUCUUCUUUGGGAUAUGAUCAAACAACCCUCAAUCUGUUAGGCUUCUUCAAAGACCUUGGUGCCAAUGUUGGGGUUCUCUCAGGACUUAUUGCCGAGGUAAGUCCAACAUGGUUUGUACUACUAAUUGGCUCGGCAAUGAACUUUGCAGGCUAUUUCAUGAUAUGGCUCAGUGUCACUGGCAAAAUUGCCAAGCCAAAAGUAUGGCACAUGUGUAUGUACAUAUGCAUAGGAGCCAAUUCUCAGAACUUUGCAAACACUGGAGCUCUUGUCACUUCUGUGAGAAACUUCCCGGAGAGUCGUGGCGCCAUGCUCGGGCUCUUGAAAGGCUUCACCGGAUUAAGUGGUGCCAUCAUGACUCAAAUUUACUUGGCUGUCUAUGGAAAUGAUUCUAAGUCACUGAUCCUUCUCAUUGCGUGGCUCCCGGCUGCGUUAUCGGUGGCGUUUGUCUACACAAUCCGGGAAAUGAAGGUUGCUAGGCAGCCUAAUGAGCUCAGAGUGCUUUAUCAUUUCCUUUAUAUAUCAAUUGCACUAGCAUUGUUUCUUAUGGCCGUGACCAUAGCACAAAAAGUGGUAGAUUUUCCUCAAAGGGCUUAUGCUGGAAGUGCCACUGUGGCCUGUGCCUUACUCUUUGUGCCUCUGUUUAUAGCCAUUCGAGAAGAAUUAGUACCCUGGAACCAAAUGAAACAGCCCUUCAGUCCCAAAAUUACCAUUGAUAAACCUUUGCCUGUGGAGUCAAAACCAAGACCAACACCACAACCCCAAUUUUCCAACCCUGAGCUAAAAGAGCAGCCCAAAACAACAUCUUGUUUUUCUAAUGUUUUCGACAAACCCGAGAGAGGGGAAGAUUACACCAUUUUGCAAGCACUUCUAAGCACAGACAUGCUGAUUUUAUUCCUUGCAACAUUUUGUGGACUUGGGUCUAGCUUGACUGCUGUCGAUAACUUGGGGCAGAUAGGAGAGUCUUUGGGAUAUCCAACAAAAACCAUAAAGUCCUUUGUGUCUCUCCUAAGCAUAUGGAAUUACUUUGGGAGGAUCUUCUCAGGAUUUGUCUCUGACAGCCUUCUUGCCAAGUACAAAAUUCCAAGGCCUCUGAUGAUGACACUAGUCCUUUUCCUUUCUUGCAUUGGCCUCCUCCUCAUCGCCUUUCCAUUUCCUGGUUCAGUUUACGCGGCAUCAGUGAUCAUCGGGUUCUCAUUUGGUGCACAAUUGCCAUUAAUUUUUGCAAUAAUUUCCGAGUUGUUUGGCCUAAAGUACUAUUCAACAUUGUUCAAUUGUGGACAAUUGGCAAGUCCCCUCGGGUCAUACAUACUAAAUGUGAAGGUCACAGGACCUCUUUAUGAUAGAGAGGCAUUGAAACAGCUUACAAAGAAAGGUUUGAAUAGGUCAUCAGUGAAGGAAUUGAUUUGCAUUGGUAAACAGUGUUAUAGGCUUCCUUUCAUAAUAUUGGCUAGUGUUACAUGCUUUGGAGCACUGUCUUCACUGAUUUUGGUUGCGAGAACUCGAGAAUUCUACAAAGGGGACAUUUAUAAGAAGUUCAAAGAAGCAGCAGGGCCGCCAGAGGAAGUACCCAUGGGGGAGAAACAACUAUAGAGGAAGAAGGAAGCUAAAGAAAAUGCAGGAUGAAACCAUUUUGGAAGUUGUUUUCUUGUUUUUGGAAACAAAGAUUAGCUUCUGAAAUUUGAAUUUGCUCUGUUUCUUGGGGAAAGCAUAUAAUGUGUUGUGGCUUUCCUACAAUUGGAAUGUAAUGAAAGGAAAUGUGGAAUUCAGAACUGGUUGCUCUUGAUUUUUCUGUUUCCUGUUUUACGCAAUAUGAAUUGCACCAAAAAUUUUAAGCUCUCGAUCAACUCGUGAAAUGGC